Epithele typhae is the source of this 633-nucleotide messenger RNA. RefSeq names its product Spt20 family-domain-containing protein. The coding region runs from base 1 to 633 and encodes 210 amino acids. Gene Ontology annotation, cellular component: SAGA complex. The transcript has 4 exons. NCBI's taxonomy places the organism in Eukaryota, Fungi, Basidiomycota, Agaricomycetes, Polyporales, Epitheliaceae. Gene Ontology annotation, molecular function: transcription coregulator activity. The record is from RefSeq and is a predicted model, not a curated record. Gene Ontology annotation, biological process: regulation of transcription by RNA polymerase II.
AUGGCGCUCUACAACACCGCCCGCUUCGUGCACGGCCUACUUAAGGCCAACCGCGCCGCGCCGCCGUCGUUCACCGUACGGCUCUACCGUGAGCACUGGAUAUUGAACAACGGCUCCAAGUUCCUCUACAAUAGCCAGACCGCGUCUCUGCUGGACGACAUCCGUGCACAGCAUAUACCCGUCGACUUCCUCGAGCUGUUCGACUCCGCGAACCUCCCCUUUUACGAGGGAUGUCUCAUUGUCGAAAUUCUCGACUAUCGGCCGGCGAAAAGUACCGAGCCUGAACUGGAGCAGCCCGAGCGAAGCCGGGUGGUCCUAGCGCCCAACGACGAGUCUCGCUGGGCUGAUAUCUGUCUUCUCAGUCAGAAGACUGUCACGCCAUGGACGGAUAACAACGCUCUGGAAGUAGAAGCGCGGCUGCUUCUGGCCACCGUUCCCCCUUUAUGUUUGGAGCCGGACCCGCAUCUGGCUCGGAUAGUGAACCUGACGCAGCGGGUGUCGACUCCACCCGCACCCAUGUCUCUGAAGCGCAAAGCCUCCGCUGUCGAUCAGGAAGCCGAUGAGAUCGAGAAGACACGUCGUCUGAAGCUGAUGCAGUUUAUGAGUCCCCAGCGCAACAUCCAACCGGGGUGA